UUAAUUUGGUUAAUCCACAGUUCAAUCCCGGGGUAUGAAGAUCUUCAAAAUAAUCGCACUAUCAAUAGUAAUUCCAGCGGUGACGUGUUCAAUCUGCAUUUCAUCCCUCUCCUGCAUGUUUGAAAGGAGAAGAGAUCGCGAUUCCGCCACGUCAGCAGCAGUGGCGCCGCAAUCUCCUGCUGCGGGUGCACCGGAAGGCCUCGACGAAUCCACCAUUCAAUCCUACAAGAAACUAGUCCUCGGCGAUAGCAGACGCCUCCCUGGCCCAAACGGCGCCACGUGUCCCAUCUGCCUUGUUGACUACCACCCUAGAGACACGCUACGCUGCAUACCUCUGUGCGACCACUGCUUCCAUUCUGAUUGCGUUGAUGAGUGGCUGAGAUUGAACGGCACCUGCCCCGUCUGCAGGAAUUCCCCUGCACCUACUCCACCUGAAUAAUACC
Messenger RNA from Erythranthe guttata (spotted monkey flower), 443 nucleotides. Lineage: Eukaryota; Viridiplantae; Streptophyta; Magnoliopsida; Lamiales; Phrymaceae. The record is from RefSeq and is a predicted model, not a curated record.